Xenopus tropicalis (tropical clawed frog) is the source of this 3215-nucleotide messenger RNA. It is a transcript of the gene pbx3, whose product is annotated as pre-B-cell leukemia homeobox 3. Gene Ontology annotation, cellular component: nucleus. The record is from RefSeq and is a predicted model, not a curated record. Gene Ontology annotation, molecular function: DNA binding; DNA-binding transcription factor activity, RNA polymerase II-specific; DNA-binding transcription factor activity. Lineage: Eukaryota; Metazoa; Chordata; Amphibia; Anura; Pipidae. The transcript has 8 exons. Bases 1617 to 2672 code for a protein of 351 amino acids. Gene Ontology annotation, biological process: regulation of DNA-templated transcription; animal organ development; regulation of transcription by RNA polymerase II.
UGGGGAGCGGGCGGGGGAUAGAAGGAGAGUGGGGAGAAGCGACAAUAGCGCCGCCCUUUGCCCCUCCCCCUUUCCUUUCUCGGGGCCCCGCACACGGGGAGGAGGAGCCUACCUCCAUUAUUUAUAUUUUGUCUCCCUUUUUAUUUCCUCCCCUCCUUCAAAGUCUGACACGUCCGCAGUGAGUGAGUGGCGUUGGCAGCCUGUCAAUCCGUCACCGGAGCCGGCAAGAGCGAAAUAGCGGGGGAAGCAGCCAUAAAUCCCGCCCGGGAGUCCCGGCACCGGCCCCUCCAUCCAUCUCUUCCCCUCAGCUCCCCUUAGCCGCCGCCGCCGCCGAGAAGGGGAAAAAAAACUUUUUUUGAUUGCUGCUCUGAGCCACCAUCAUCAUCAUCAUCAUCUUCCCCACACCGGGCACCUUAACCAUUUCUAUCUUAUUACUCCCAUUAAUAGCUCAAGCUGCUGCUGCUUCUUCUCCCCCCACCCCUGGGCACAACUUUCAUUUAGAUUUUCUAUACAAAUAUUUAAUUUUGUAGUUUUCUUUUAUUUAUUUUUUUUUUUUACUACUGAUUUGAUGUUGGACACGACCCUGCAAAGGAGCUACCAUCAGUCACUGAUUUAUUUAUUUCUCUUAGAAAGGAGAAUACUACCGGAGCAGCCGGAGAUUGGCAGCGCUCGCUCAGAGAAGUGGAUGAAGGAUUGACUGGAAAACCCUGGUCCGAAAUCAAAAAAAAAAAUCAAAAGGGAUCAAUAAAUGACCAUCGUGGACAUUGCUGAAAACGCGUUGAUCUUUUCAUCAAAAUAGUCUGAAUGUAAUUCAUUUCUAUGCUGGCCAAAAUGCAUGGAUGGGAUAAGCACCGAAUAGAAACUUGAUUUUUUUUUUUUUUUUAAUAAUAAAACACGACUGGAACUGCUGUGAAGGAACAUGUGUCACUAGUACUUAUAGUGACGUAGAGGUUUGUGCUACAUUUGAACAUCUUUGUAGCAGAUUUAUUUUCCUCAUUUGGAAUGCAUUGUUGGAAUUGAAAAGAAUUGAAAUAAAGACUGAAUUUACAGCAGCUCGUAAUACUUCAAGAACUCAGAACCAGGUGCUCACUUGUUAUUCUAUUGAAAACUUAACACUAUGUGAAAGGAGUAAACACAAAUCAUGCCUCUGCUGUGUGUGCCGUCAUUUUGGAGUAAACUCUGACUGACCUGUCAUUACCUGAAGAUUAAAAUACAGACAGAAGAAGAUGCUGACUUUCAUUUGCAACUUUUAAUAUGCCCCCUUUUCUCGUCCACGUUUUCUUGGAAUAAAAAAAAAAAGAAACUUGACCUCUUCAGAAAGAGCAUUUUUAAAAUAAAAAGAUUUUAGCUGCUGAAGGCGAUCGCACCUGUAAUACAUUUUUAUGAAACCCUACAUGUUGUGGUUCUGAUAUUUGGAUGGUAUUUACAUUGGUGGGAUGAAAUACUAUCACAGACCUUGAUUUAAAACUGCUCUGUCCAUAGAGACUGGGUAUCUGGUUGGAUUCUGACGGUUGACGUUGUUGAUGUGUGGGGCAGUAACCCCACAGCGGUGCUAUCACUGGCUGUGAGGUCUCCUUGCAGUCUGUGUUGUCAUUGAUUAGGCUGCGGAGAAGAGUAUGGACGAACAGACCAGGAUGAUGCAGACUUUGGCUGGGGUGGCCAUGGCUGGCCACUCGGUUCAAGGGGGAAUGACUUUACCUCCUCCCCAUGGUCACGAUGGGGGAGAUGGUGACGGCAGGAAGCAGGACAUUGGAGACAUCCUGCACCAGAUUAUGACCAUAACUGAUCAAAGCUUGGAUGAGGCACAAGCAAAAAAGCAUGCACUAAACUGCCAUAGGAUGAAACCAGCCCUCUUCAGUGUCUUAUGUGAAAUCAAAGAGAAAACAGGUCUCAGCAUCCGAGGAGCACAGGAAGAGGAUCCCCCAGAUCCUCAGCUCAUGAGACUGGACAAUAUGCUGUUGGCUGAAGGCGUUUCUGGACCAGAGAAGGGUGGUGGAUCAGCAGCUGCAGCAGCCGCAGCAGCUGCAUCUGGUGGUGGCUCCUCGGAUAACUCCAUAGAACACUCUGACUACAGGGCUAAACUCAGCCAGAUCCGGCAAAUCUAUCACACAGAACUGGAGAAAUAUGAGCAGGCGUGUAAUGAGUUUACAACCCAUGUGAUGAAUCUACUAAGAGAGCAGAGCCGGACACGCCCCAUCUCUCCAAAAGAAAUAGAGAGGAUGGUGGGCAUUAUUCACAGGAAGUUCAGCUCCAUCCAAAUGCAACUGAAGCAGAGCACGUGUGAGGCAGUCAUGAUCCUGCGGUCAAGGUUUCUUGAUGCCAGGAGAAAAAGACGUAACUUCAGUAAGCAAGCCACAGAGAUCCUAAACGAGUAUUUCUACUCCCACCUUAGCAACCCUUACCCAAGCGAGGAAGCCAAAGAGGAGCUGGCAAAGAAAUGCAGUAUCACAGUGUCACAGGUAUCAAACUGGUUUGGGAACAAGCGGAUACGGUACAAGAAGAACAUUGGCAAGUUCCAAGAAGAAGCUAACCUGUAUGCAGCCAAGACUGCAGUGAAUGCUGCUCAUGCAGUAGCUGCUGCUGUACAAAAUAACCAGACAAGUUCUCCCACUACACCAAAUUCUGGUGGAUUCCCUUCGUCAUGUUAUCAAUCAGACGGGAGGAUACAGUGAUGCAUUGGGAGGGAAUUCACUGUACAGCCCGCAUCACCUUAAUGCUAAUGGAGGGUGGCAUGAGGCUGCAACCCCUUCCUCCGUCACUUCCCCCACAGAAGGGCCGGGCAGCGUAAACUCUGAUACCUCUAACUGACCAAUUCUCUACAAGCUGAGGGUGCAACCAGGUUGACUGGAGAAGCACAUCUUUUACAGCAAAGCAUCAUCACCAGUAUUAAUUCAAUACGCAGUGCAGCAGUGUCCCAGCUCUUGGGAUGAGUUCACCUCUGGUCACACAAAUAGAGGAUCAAAUCGUGCCCACGUCCAGCCACUGCUUAUCCUGAUUUUCAUACGGACCUACAACCUCACUGUAAAACCCAGCCGGGAGAAUCUGCAGGAUUCUGUUAAACCCCUACUGUUUCUGCAAAUAUCACCGUUAUGAAAGCACUUUAUCUAAUUGGGCCAAACCCGAAUUACAAUCUGUGAAAAGCUCUCCUCUCCACAUCAGCAUUUUUUGAUUAAAUAGCUAAAUUAAAUGAAUAAAGUAGGUGCUUUAAAGCGAAA